Cloeon dipterum is the source of this 1224-nucleotide messenger RNA. RefSeq names its product mucin-2-like. The coding region runs from base 1 to 1224 and encodes 407 amino acids. Lineage: Eukaryota; Metazoa; Arthropoda; Insecta; Ephemeroptera; Baetidae. The record is from RefSeq and is a predicted model, not a curated record. The transcript is spliced from 7 exons.
AUGGAAAAGGUCACCGACGGGGGCACCGAUUGGCUGGGAGAUUUGGCCUCUGCACUUCUCCCACCCAAAGAUCCUUCAAAUGAUGGCGACUGUCUCGGUCUCAGCGCUCUAGGUCUCGAGGGGAUUUCAUGCGACAUGGUUUCCAACUUUGUUUGCGAGGUGCCUGAUCCACCAGGAAUGAAAACCACCGUCAAAGCUACAACUACGAAGAAAAAAUUGUCAAUUAGAACAACCACUCGGGCGACAUCAUCGACAAGCAUUCUAACUACUACAAAAACAACAACUUUAACUACUUUGCUAACUACCGCUACAUCCGCAAAAUCCACUACGACAACAACAACUACAACAACAAUUACUACAGCUGCAACAACAACAACAACAACUACAGCUGCAACAACAACUACAGCUACAACAACAACAACAACAACAACCACUACUGCUACUACUACGACUAAUCCAACAGCAAUGCCGAACACAGCCAACUGGAAAGCAACCUCAAAUUUCUGGACCUCAGGAACGAUUAAGGGCUCGUCGGCAGGCCUUUGGUCGUGGUGCGAGCCAUCUGGUCCAGCAAUUUUCACCAAAGAUCUCGUGUGGGAGACAGGACAGCCAGACAACAAAGGCGGCAAUGAGAGCUGCAUCCACUUUCGCUUCAUUUUUAACUCAACAGGAACAAUCUUGUCCGACAGAAACUGUGCAAACCAUUACAGUUUUGCGUGCAAGAGAGUGAAAGAAUGGACAAUUACGUUUUUAAAUAAAAAAGACUAUGUGAGUUAUGGAGACUGGUACCAAGGAUGUGGACGAAUGUUUCUAAACUUCACCAAAAGCGCGGCUAGCUGGGCAACAGCUCGGGAUAAAUGCUGCGAAAUCGGCCUGACCCUGGCCUCGAUGGAGUCGGUCGGGAAAUUGAAUUGCUUUUCCAAACUCAUCCAGAAUGGAAACGGUGACUUCUGGCUGUCUGGAACAGAUCAGGGUUGCCCUUCGAAAUUCCGGUGGUGUUCGAGGAAUCGGGACUUUGUUUCCCCCGAAAUCAAGUGGAAGGUUGGCCAUCCAAAGGCAGGUCUUGCUUGCGUUUAUCUCGAGGUUAGAAACGGAACGGCACUGCUGGCAACAGCCGACUGUGCAGAACAGAAAAAUCCCCUUUGCGAGAUUCGAAAAAAAGCCACUCCCAACGUGGCUAUGGAGAUGGAAUGCGCAGAAAUCUGGGACGUGCCUUUAGGUUGA